AUGGGUGACUGGAACUUUCUGGGGAGACUAUUAGAGAAUGCGCAAGAGCACUCCACGGUUAUUGGCAAAGUUUGGCUGACGGUACUAUUUAUCUUCAGGAUCUUGGUGCUGGGGGCCGCUGCUGAGGAAGUCUGGGGAGAUGAGCAGUCGGACUUUACAUGCAACACACAGCAACCUGGCUGUGAGAACGUCUGUUACGAUGAAGCCUUUCCCAUCUCCCACAUACGCUUCUGGGUGCUGCAGAUCAUCUUUGUCUCCACCCCAACCCUCAUCUAUCUGGGCCAUGUGCUCCACAUUGUGCGCAUGGAGGAGAAAAAAAAAGAGAAAGAGGAAGAGAUGAGGAAAGCAGCGAGUAGCAAGGAGGACUGUCACCCAGGGGGAUCAGAAGCAAAAUCUGGUGGGGGCGACCACAGUAGCACUAGCAAGACUCCGUCUCCAUGGAGAGAAGAGAAACUACCGCUCUGCGAUGAGCAUGGCAGGAUUCGCAUGGCAGGCGCUCUGCUACGCACCUAUGUUUUCAACAUCAUUUUUAAAACUCUGUUUGAGGUAGCCUUCGUUGUGGGUCAGUAUUUCCUUUAUGGCUUUGAGCUGAAGCCGCUGUACCGCUGCAGCCGCUGGCCCUGCCCAAACACCGUGGACUGCUUCAUUUCACGGCCCACAGAAAAGACUGUCUUCAUCAUCUUCAUGCUGGCAGUAGCUUGUCUGUCUCUGCUGCUCAACAUGCUUGAGAUAUAUCACUUGGGGUGGAAGAAACUUAGGCAGGGCGUGUCCAACAGACUCCACCAUGACCCACCCAUGACCACCACAAUUGCAUCAGUCUCGGAAGUGGAAGACUCCAAACCCAUCUCCCUGUCAGCUUUGCCAUCAACAGCACCGCCACCACCUGUUCUCUCAAUCACUGUCCCUGAGACUCAUGCCAUCACUCCACUGGUUUUUCAGGAAAGGGAGGUGCCACGUUAUGCUGAGGCUGUCUCUGGGUCCCGCCCAGCCUCAGCCUCCACCUCCCUGGCUAGCUACCCAGGGGGGCCACCAAUCAGUGAGGAGAGGCAUAUAGCCACCAGGAACACUUCAGUCUCUACUCCUAUAGCAACUACAUCUUCCAUCCCUUCACCCUCAUCAGUCGUUAACUAUUUCAACAGUGGCAGCCAUGAGCUGGCUGAUGAGCAGAACUGGGCCAAUAUGGCCGUCGAGCAGCAGAGGAAACUGCCGGUAUCCAGUUCAUCUUCCUCCACCACCCAGAGUAGCCGCCAGCGUUCACCUCUUGAGCAAGAGGAGCCCAGCGAGCAUCCCCCACUCCCACUCCCUUUGUCACUUGCAGCUACCACCAAUAGCAGUAGUAUCAGCACCAGUCUGAGUAGGGGAAGCAGCAGCAAGUGGGAUGGAGAUGGUGAAGAGGAGGAACGACCUGUGUCAGCUACCUGCACCUUGGUGGAGAUGCAUGACCCGCCGCUGCUCAUAGACACACGCCGCUUGAGCAGGGCUAGCAAGUCAAGCAGCAGUAGAGCCAGGUCUGAUGACUUGACCGUGUAG
Molecule: messenger RNA, 1530 nt
Organism: Gekko japonicus
Lineage: Eukaryota; Metazoa; Chordata; Lepidosauria; Squamata; Gekkonidae
Gene: GJA3
Product: gap junction protein alpha 3
Exons: 1
Coding region: 1-1530 (509 amino acids)
Biological process (GO): cell communication
Cellular component (GO): connexin complex
Source: RefSeq, a predicted model, not a curated record